This is a messenger RNA of Phragmites australis (common reed), 1496 nucleotides long. RefSeq names its product annexin D4-like. Gene Ontology annotation, molecular function: calcium-dependent phospholipid binding; calcium ion binding. The transcript is spliced from 4 exons. Gene Ontology annotation, cellular component: cytoplasm. NCBI's taxonomy places the organism in Eukaryota, Viridiplantae, Streptophyta, Magnoliopsida, Poales, Poaceae. The record is from RefSeq and is a predicted model, not a curated record. The coding region runs from base 265 to 1218 and encodes 317 amino acids.
UAGAUUAAUGCAUAAGCACAUACCUACCUACACAUGUGUACACUAAUGACGAACCUUUCUUAAUUAGCCGGAGGAGAUUUAUAUCUAAACAAAUCGAAAUGCCAGCAUCGCCCAUGUAUAAUUGGCUUCCAACCAGACACUUUGCAGUAUAAAGAUCAUCCGCAAGAACUCGAGAAGCAAGCCAGAGCCCACAGCAAUCCUCUGUUCCUCAAUCGUCGUCUCCUCUCCUCCCAUCUUGGUUAUUGUUUGGUUGAGAAUCCGCCAAUGGCUGACGAAGUCCACCAACUCACCAGGGCCUUCUCAGGGCUGGGAGGCCUGGGCGUGGACGAGCCAACAAUGGUGUCGGCGCUGGCGCGGUGGCGCCAGCAGCCGGAGAAGCGGUCGGGUUUCCGGAAGAGCUUCCCGGGCUUCUUCAAGAGCCACGGCGACAUCGACCGGUGCGAGGAGGGGUACAUGCUGCACCUCGCCGCCGAGUUUGCGCGGUUCAAGAACCUGAUGGUGCUGUGGGCGAUGCACCCGUGGGAGCGCGACGCGCGGCUGGCGCACCACGUGCUGCACCAGGCGCACCCGGCUGCCAUCGUCGUGGAGGUCGCCUGCACGAGGUCCGCCGAGGAGCUGCUGGGCGCGCGCCGGGCGUACCAGGCGCUCUUCCACCACUCCCUCGAGGAGGACGUCGCCUACUGCGCCAGGGACAAGCCCUACUGCAACCUGCUGGUGGGGCUCGUGAGCGCGUACCGGUACGAGGGGCCGAGGGUGAACGAUGAGGUGGCGAGGGCGGAGGCCAAGGCGCUCGGCGUGGCGGUGAGGAGCGCCGGCGGCGUCGCGGGGAAGCUGCUGGAGAACGACGAGGUGGUCAGGAUCCUCACCACCAGGAGCAAGCCCCACCUCGUGGAGACCUUCAAGUACUACAAGGAGAUGCACGGCAAGCACAUCGAGGAGGAUCUUGGCAAGGACGAGACCCUGCAAGAGACCGUGCUGUGCCUCGCCGCGCCGGCCAAGUACUUCAGCCAGGUGAUGGAGGCGGGGCUGACGGACGGGGCGGACCACCACGCGAAGGACGGCCUGACGAGGGUAGCCGUGACGCGGUCGGACGCAGACAUGGACGAGAUCAGGGCGGCCUACCAGGAGCAGUUCGGGGCCAAGCUCGAGGAGGCCGUCGCGGCCAAGGCGCACGGCCACUACAGGGACGCGCUGCUGUCGCUGAUCGGCGGCAAGUGAAGUGGGCGCUGAGCUCGACGGGGGGGUAGUAACGCAUUUGUGUGGCCGUUGUUUCCUUUCUUGCGAACGUUGGUGUGUUGUCGAGCGAACCUGUAACAUUUGCAGCAGCUGAGGCUAGCUCUGAGUUGUGACGUGUACUCGUAGUGCGUGUGGCUAGUGAAGAGGCCAAUAAGAUUCGGGACCGUACCUUUCUUCUGGUUGAGUUGUUUUUCGUUCUUCCGGGAUUUAUAUCGAGCUGUUUAUUCGAAGAAAUUGAUGAUGGUUAUUUGUGGUUUUAA